AUGGGACCAGUCGCUGGUGCCUCCUGGGAAGUCACUGGAGCCUCCUGGAAAGUCGCUGGUGCCUGCUGGAAAGUCGCUGGUGCCUCCUGGGAAGUCACUGGUGCCUGGAAAGUCACUGAUUCCUUCUGGAAAGUCACUGGUUCCUCCUGGGAAGUCGCUGGUGCCUUCUGGGAAGUCGCUGGUUCCUCCUGGAAAGUCACUGGUUCCUCCUGGGAAGUCGCUAGUGCCUCUGGGAAGUCACUGGUGCCGCCUGGGAAGUCACUGGUUCCUCCUGGGAAGACGCUGGUUCCUCCUGGAAAGUCACUGGUUCCUCCUGGGAAGUCGCUGGUGCCUUCUGAGAAGUCGCUGGUUCCUCCUGGGAAGACGCUGGUUCCUCCUGGAAAUUCACUGGUUCCUCCUGCGAAGUCGCUGGUGCCUUCUGGGAAGACGCUGGUUCCUCCUGGAAAGUCACUGGUUCCUCCUGGGAAGUCGCUGGUGCCUUCUGAGAAGUCGCUGGUUCCUCCUGGGAAGACGCUGGUUCCUCCUGGAAAUUCACUGGUUCCUCCUGCAAAGUCGCUGGUGCCUUCUGGGAAGACGCUGGUUCCUCCUGGAAAGUCACUGGUUCCUCCUGGGAAGUCGCUGGUGCCUUCUGAGAAGUCGCUGGUUCCUCCUGGGAAGAAGCUGGUUCCUCCUGGAAAUUCACUGGUUCCUCCUGCGAAGUCGCUGGUGCCUUCUGGGAAGACGCUGGUUCCUCCUGGAAAGUCACUGGUUCCUCCUGGGAAGUCGCUGGUUCCUCCUGGAAAGUCGCUGGUUCCUCUUGGGAAGUCACUGGUUCCUCCUGGAAAGUCGCUGGUUCCUCCUGGGAAGACGCUGGUUCCUCCUGGAAAGUCACUGGUUCCUCCUGGGAAGUCGCUGGUGCCUUCUGGGAAGUCGCUGGUUCCUCCUGGAAAGUCACUGGUUCCUCCUGGGAAGUCGCUGGUGUCUUCUGGGAAGUCGCUGGUGCCUCCUGGGAAGUCGCUGGUUCCUCCUGGGAAGUCACUGGUUCCACCUUGGAAGACGCUGGUUCCUCCUGGAAAGUCACUGGUGCCUUCUGGGAAGUCGCUGGUUCCUCCUGUAAAGUCACUGGUUCCUCCUGGAAAGUCACUGGUUCCUCCUGGGAAGACGCUGGUUCCUCCUGUAUAUUUAAUCUAUAUCAAUCUAUUCAUAUCUAUCUAUCUAUCUAUCUAUCUAUCUAUCUGUCUGGCCCAUCGACGUGAAAACCCAUCUAUCUAUCUAUCUAUCUAUUCAUAUUUAUCUCAGUUUAUUCUAUCUAUCACAGUAUAUUCACCAGUUUUGUCUGUUUACCUGUCUAUAUCAGUUUAUUCCUUAUCUAUCUAUCUAUCUAUCUAUCUAUCAAUCCAUAUCUAUCUAUCUAUCUUAAUCAGCUCAGAUCUAUCUAUCUAUCUAUCUAUCUAUUAUAAUCAUCUAAAAUCUAUCUAUCUAUCUAUCUAUCUAUCUAUCUAUCUAUCAUAA
Messenger RNA from Acanthosepion pharaonis, 1491 nucleotides. NCBI's taxonomy places the organism in Eukaryota, Metazoa, Mollusca, Cephalopoda, Sepiida, Sepiidae. The record is from the annotation of a GenBank genome assembly.